GGACAUAACGCGAGAAUACAAAUCAAACACAUGUGCUAGAAUUGUAACCAAAUCAAAACUUGGAAUUCAAAUUGAUAUUUUGUAUAUACAAAAUGUAAUAAAAUUCUAAGCACCACACCAAAAUCACCAGUGACAGUGGCCAACGGUCGGCUACUGCAUUGCAUUAAAAAACUUUUGUUUUGUUGAGAUAUAAUUUGUUUACACAAUCUUUUCAAGUUAACUUAAAUCUUAAUAAAAUCAUAAAAGUUUUUGUCCAACCCGUUUUUUGAAAUUUUCUUGAGACUAUUUGGAUUUCUUGAGGCCGGAACUCUUGAUGUUUAUUUUGCUCCACCUUAUAUUGAAUAUAUUCAAAUGCUUGGCCCAUUUAUUGACGAACAUGGUAAGGCCAACAUCAAUCUCAAAAAAUUCCAGGCUGUGCAAGAUAAAGCCGAAAAUAUAUCGAUGUCAUCCGAUUUAUCGUUGAGUUUAAAAGAAGCUUUGCAAUCAAGUGUCAACCGGGCCAGACAACUUAUUCCAAAGUUAUUUCAAGUCCAAUCCAGACGUAAGUAUGAUAAAAAUAAUCCAAUAUAUAUUUCUUUGCAGGCGUUGCGAGCUAAAAAAAUCAACAGCUUCGUUUGUUGUGAUCGAACGUUCCGAUCCUAUGCGACACUGGAUAGACAUGUGAAGAUAGAUCAUCCCGAAAUCACAGUGAGUGACAGUGAUUCGCCAAGUCAUUCCAGUCUUUCUGAAAUUCAAGGUACUUCACGCGAUAUUCCAAUGGUGGAUGUUGAGUCGUCAACAGAAUCAGAAACUCAAAGUGCUUCGCGCGAUUUUCCAAUGGAGGAUAUUGAGGCGUCUGCCGAACCUGAAAUUCUCGACAUUGAAGAACCUGGUUUUGAUGAAGAUUUUGAUGAUGAUGUUAUUUUUAUUAAUGAAGCAGAACCUGAAGAGGAACCUGAAGAUAUUGUUCCCAUUAGCAGUGACCGCGUGGAUUCUGAAUUUUUGAUGGAUGUCAAGAAAACUUUGUCUGAUGCUGAUUACGCGUUAUUCGAGGCUACCUGUCAGAGGAUUCUUGGAGAUCGAGUGUUGCACAAUGCGACUGGAAAAUCGAUACAUUAUCUUUCUUCAUUUUAUUUAAAUGCGUUUUGCAAUAAUCCAACUCUCAGCAAUUAUGCAUUACGAAUGGCAGAUUCUUCUUACCUUCAAGAAAAAUUUGCAAUGACCAAUCCUUUGCAUAUUCAACCGAAGCCCUUUCGUUUGGAUAAUGAAAAAUCAUAUUAUUAUAUUCCAAUUAGGGAACUUCUGGUCAAAUAUAUCCUGAAUGAUGAUUUGGUCCGUAUUAUCAAUCAAGAAACUACCACGAACGUAACUCCUUACGUUCGAAACAAUGGGUUUAAUGGUAAACUUCGAUUGAUGAUCUAUGGAGAUGAAUUUGGGAUAUGUAACCCACUUCGAGAUUCUUCCAAAAAGUACAAGGUGUAUGUACUGUAUUUGGACAUCGAUAACCGACAAUAUACGUCCAAGAAAAAAGAUAUUCAUCUUCUGAUGAUAUGGUGUCCAGAUGAUUUGAAAAAUUCAAAUCAAUCUCUUUUGGACAUCAUGAGUCCUUUGUCUGAGGACUUUCUUUGUUUAUUUAGAGACGGUAUUUCGUAUGCAUUGAAUGAUCGACAGAUACAUAUACCGGUUUGUUUAUCACAUAUUGUGGGCGAUAAUCUAUCUGUCGCCGAAUUACUAGGUCUUCGUCGGAGCUUUGGCUAUGCCUUUGCCUGCCGGCAUUGUGGCAUACCACACACUCGAUUAUCAUCGCUUGAUGAUACUUCCACUCAUUUGGCGAUUCAUAAUUCUUAUGAUUCUUAUAAAAAUGAGGUAAACUCUGUUCUUUCCAUCAAGAAUUUUGCUAGUCCUUAUGGAAUUACUUGUCGAUCAGCUUUCGACAAAUUAGGGAUAAAUGUUUUUCAGAUUGCUCCAGCUGAUAUUUUUCAUGAUCUAGCUGAGGGCGUUAUCUCUACGAUCAUUGCAAAAGUUUUUGAGAUUCUUAAGGUCAAAUUAGGGUCAGAUACGGUUAGAAAUAGGUUUAAAUCUUUUAAAAUUUGGGUAAAUGGUAAGUUAGAUAUUAAUUUUCAACCCAAAACAAUAAAAAUUCGAGGUAAGGGUUGGCAAAAGAUUGAGUUAGCUGUCCGCUUAGUGGAAAUAUUUCCUGAAAUGAUGGAAAAUCCAUCGGAUUAUGCUAUUUACUUUCAUCUUAGGAAAGUAAUAUUUUUUGUUUUUUCGCCAUCCAUGCCAAACAUUUGCGAACUACGGUCAUCAGUUAGGGAAUUUAUUCGUUUGUGCCAUGAAAAUGGACUGGCUACCCCUAAAGUCCAUUUCAUCAGUCAUUAUCCUGAAUUGACUGAAUUCUAUGGACCGCUUUCGCGGUUUAGCACUGAUAAGUAUGAACGUGUUCAUUCUUAUCUGAAAAACUUGCUAAGCCUCUCCAAGAAUUUUUUGAAUGUGCCUUAUUCGCUUUCUAAGCGAAAUCAGAUGGCACAACCGUUUUUGCACGUAGUUGAUAAAAUUUAUGAUGAGGGAAUUUUGUCCUCAUCGCACUACCCAUUUCCGUUAGGUCGUAGCAUUCUUCGCUCUUUAUUGAGCAAUGAUUGUUAUUUUAUCGAAGCUCGUCAAUUUGCAGCACGAGAUUCAGAGGUUUUUGUUAGAGGUAAAUUGUGGAAAGUUACUGAUCGUAACAUCGAAUCUAAUGUCCAUAAGUUGGAAUUAAAUUUGGAUUCAAAUGAGAUACCUUUAGCAGGUUUAUCUCACUUGAAUUCUUAUUUAUUCAAGUUUCAAGGAUCCUAUUUUGUCAACUACUCGAUGAUGAAAUAGGUUCUUCCUUCAGCUUUGGAGUCUAUCUCUAUUUUCAGGUUCUUUGAAUAUUCAUAAGUAUAUUGUAAGUUUAUUUCUUCGGUUUCUUCGGGUUCUUUCUUCAGCUUUUGGGUACAUCUCUAUUUUCAGGUUCUUUGGUUAUUCGUAAGUAUAUUUGUAAGUAUAUUUUCAAAUUUUUUUGAAAUUUUUAUCAUAAAAAAUUAAAAAAAAAACAAAAAAAAAUUAAAAAACAAAAAA
Dermatophagoides pteronyssinus (European house dust mite) is the source of this 3075-nucleotide messenger RNA. RefSeq lists its product as uncharacterized. The record is from RefSeq and is a predicted model, not a curated record. NCBI's taxonomy places the organism in Eukaryota, Metazoa, Arthropoda, Arachnida, Sarcoptiformes, Pyroglyphidae.